AUGGGAAACGCUCUGAGAAUAAUCUGUGGGGUUUGUUGUAAGCCCACAUCAGAAUCUGAUUCUCUGGGUCACCAUGGUGUCACAGCUCAAACCGUUGGUGUUUCAGCUCUUGCUCAUGAUCUUUAUAGCUAUGAAAUCAAUUCCCAGGUUCCUGAAGGACUUAGUAAGCAUGUUGUGUCAUCAAAGAAGGCUCAAGCCAAUUGGUAUAAAAAGCUUUCGGAUGCAUGGAGAGAAGCAAAACCUCCACCACGAACGCCUGAAGAAGCCUCCCGACUUAUAAUUCAGACCUUGAAGCGACAUCAGAAGGCUGAUGUUGAGGGAUUGCUGGUGUUUUACGGUUUACCUUUGCCACAUGCUCUGGUCGAGCUAACUCAUGAAGCUCCUCCUUCCACUCAUUUGGAAGGAGCUCCACCUUCGGCACAUUUGCAAGGGCUCAAAUUUGAGUUGCAAACACUUCCAGUAGAUGCAAAGGCGGUAGCUGAUGGAGAUACCAUCACCGUAUAUGUUAGUACCAUGACCCCCAGGGAGUCAUCCCAGGUUCCCAAGGAUGUACAAGUUGCUGCCGUUCAAAGAUCAAAAGCUAGGGCAGUAAAAAAUUAUGCUAAAGCAGAUGCGCUGCAUAAACAAAUCAUUGAUGCAGGAUACAGGGUACUUCUGAUUCAAAACGAAGAAGUUCUGGCUAAGAAGUAUCGAAUUCGAUUAAGGGGAAUAGAUGCACCGGAGAGUAAAAUGCCAUAUGGUAAAGAGGCAAAGGAAGAGCUUCUGAAGUUAGUGCAAGGGAAAUCCUUGAGGGUUCUUGUAUUCGAUCAAGAUCGUUAUGGCCGAUGUGUUGGGGAUGUAUACUGCAACGGCAUAUUUGUUCAGGAAGCGAUGCUUAAGAAAGGUUUAGCAUGGCACUACACAGCAUAUGACAAACGCCCAGAACUAGAUAAGUGGGAGAAAGAUGCAAGAGCAAAGCGUGUUGGUUUAUGGGCUUCCAAAAAUCCUGAGAUGCCGUGGGAGUGGAGGAAAGACAGACGUGAAGAAAGAUAA
This is a messenger RNA of Oldenlandia corymbosa var. corymbosa, 1032 nucleotides long. Lineage: Eukaryota; Viridiplantae; Streptophyta; Magnoliopsida; Gentianales; Rubiaceae. The record is from the annotation of a GenBank genome assembly.